Apis mellifera (honey bee) is the source of this 2555-nucleotide messenger RNA. RefSeq names its product putative inorganic phosphate cotransporter (gene MFS3). Bases 422 to 1948 code for a protein of 508 amino acids. The transcript is spliced from 9 exons. Lineage: Eukaryota; Metazoa; Arthropoda; Insecta; Hymenoptera; Apidae. Gene Ontology annotation, molecular function: transmembrane transporter activity. The record is from RefSeq and is a predicted model, not a curated record. Gene Ontology annotation, biological process: monoatomic anion transport; transmembrane transport.
UCCGUUUUUCCUUCGUAUAGUUUCGAGGAUCUGAUGUAUCGCGUUCAGUAGCAUAUCGCGCGGAAACGAGGAAACGAAGUGGGAGCAAACAGAGUAAUCGUAAAUUAAUUCGAAAUUGUAUUACAUCUAAUAAUCGAUUAAAAUUCUUAUCGUAUCGUGAAUCGUAUUUUUAAAUUUCUCCUCGAAUAUAUAUUUAAUCGAAGAUUUAAUUUAAGCGACGAUUAAUAUAUAUAUAUAUUUGUGAAUUUCUUGUAAAAAUUUUCUAUUUCUUGUGUAUCGCGUUCAAUUACAAAUUGUAAGAAAGAAAAAAAAUUGUAAAUUACUCUUACGAAGGUUCUUUUUUUUUCUUUUUUUUUCGUUACGUUUUAUUUCGAGGCAGAGAAAAUACGUAUCAGUCGUUGACUCGAGGGAAUAAAAAACUAUGACUGGAAAGCAUAAUCUCAAGGAAACAGGGAAUCCCAUACGAUUUCCUAUACGAUACGUAAUGGCGAUUAUGGGCUCUAUUGGGCUCGCCAUUAUCUACGGUUUCAAGGUAAACGUGAGCGUGGCCAUCGUAGCUAUGGUGAACCACACCGCUGUAAAGCUGUCCACGUUGCGUCAACUGGAAUCGGGCAACGCGACUAAUGUAAUUACCGACAUAGCCGAUCAAUGCCACCACCAUGAUAUUUCUUCCAACACGACGAAAAUCACCACCGAGGAUGGUCCAUUCGUGUGGAACGAACCUUUACAAGGCCUUAUCCUGUCAUCCUACUUUUGGGGAUACAUGGUGUCUUUACUUCCGGGGGGACGAAUGGCCGAGCUGUUAUCCGCCAAAUGGGUGAUGAAUGGAUCGGUACUUCUAAAUGUAGUGGCAUCUAUAUUAUCACCUGUUGCUGCACAAACGCAUUAUUCCCUCUUUAUCGUGAUGAGGUUUCUUCAAGGAAUCGGUGGGGGUGUAACGUUUCCGGCAAUGCACGUUAUGAUCGCUAAAUGGGCGCCACCAAACGAGAGAAGCGUUCUUGCUUCGAUCGUUUACGCGGGAACUGCACUUGGCACUGUGAUUUCUAUACUCUUAACGGGAAUAUUGGCUGCGAAUUUCGAAUGGGUGUGGAUAUUUUACAUUGAAGGUGUACUUUGUCUAAUUUGGUGCACCGUUUGGUGGAUUAUGAUCGCGGAUAGCCCAGAGGAACAAACGAAGCUUAUCAGUGAAGAGGAAAAAAAUUACAUUAUGCAAUCUUUAGGUCAAAAUAGGAAUAGCAAUGAACAUAAAAGACUAUCAGUUCCAUGGAGUGCAGUGUUACGAUCUAAACCGUUUAUGGCAAUUUUAAUUGCUCAUUUCUGUAGUAAUUUUGGAUGGUACAUGUUACUUAUAGAGCUUCCUACUUUUAUGAAUCAAAUACUGAAAUUCGAUAUGAGUUCUAAUGCUGGUCUUUCUUCCAUGCCAUUUUUAUGUAUGUGGAUUUUCACUAUGGUUCUUAGUAAGGUGUUGGCCAUAAUGCAGGAUAAAAAAUUAAUUUCAGUAACAGUAUCAAGAAAAAUUGGGACAUUAUUCUCAUCUGUUGUUCCCAUGCUUUGUUUAAUAGGAGUAUCUUAUGUUGGAUGCAAUCGUACAUUAGCUGUUACUUUAAUGACCAUUGGAGUAACUUGUAUUGGUGGAAUGUACAGCGGAUUUCUAUCGAAUCAUAUUGACAUUGCUCCAAAUUUCGCCGGUACUCUCGUUGCGAUUACAAAUUGUAUUGCCACUAUACCUGGAUUUGUAGUGCCUAUAUUUGUUGGAAAAUUAACGCACGGAAAUCAAACUAUAGGAGCAUGGAGAAUUAUAUUUUUUAUAACUGUUGUUUUGUACAUAAUUGAAAUAAUAGUUUACACUAUUUUUGGAAAUGGAGAAGAACAAUCUUGGAAUAAAACUAAAGUUGAUGAAGAAAUCAGUAAUCAAACAUUACCAUUAAAAGAAGAUUUUAAGAAAUGAAUGUGACUUUCAAAAACAUACAAUUUGAAUAGCUUUUUAAUUCAAUUUUGACUUUAUAUUGUACAAAAAAUUAUCAUUAAUAAUCCUUAUUCUUACAAGGAAUUCGUUCAUAGAUUUAACAUCGUUGUACAUUUUUGUUUUUAUAUGAAAAUUUUUUCAUACUUUAUAUUUACCAUAACGAAUGAUAAAACAUAUUUUUUUAUUACUAUUAUACACAUACAAUAUUAAAUAUUAUUUAUUAAAGAUAAUAUUUUAUAUAUUUAAAUAUAUAUAUAAUAAUAAUAUUUACACUAAAAGUACAAAUUUAAAUAUUUUUUUAUUUAAUAUAGAAAAAAUACUCAUUUAUCUUUACUGUACUUUUACUAUUUUACAAAAAUACAUCGGACCCCAAUUAUUAUGACAAGUGGGUAUAACAAUAUGACCAUAUUUUAAACCAAUUCUGCCAAAGUCAUAUAUGCAUCGUAAGGGCAACAAUGCUUCUGUCAUAUCUCUACAAGAAUCAUAUAAUAUAUAAAAAAUUAAUAUAAAUAAUAUAAAUAAUAUAUAUAUGUAAUAAUAUCAAUGUAAUAAUAUAUUUAGAGAAAUAUACAAAAUACAUACUUCACAA